AUGGAUACUCAUAGCAAAGAUUCAAGCCAUGCCCACAGUAGUAUCUCCAAACAAGCUGAAGUGGUGGUAAUUACUGUGCCAUUUCCAUGCCACAGCCAUCUCAACCAGCUCCUCCACCUCUCCUGCCUCAUCUCCUCCUCCUACAACAUCCCCGUCCACUACGCCACCGCAUCCACUCAUCUCCGCCAGGCCAAACUCCGGUUCAAUGACACAACCCACUUCCAAAACUCCCAACUCCAUUUCCACGAAUUCCCCACACCUGAUUUCCUCUCUCCUUCCCCCACCCCAAAUCCUUCCAACAAAUUCCCCACCCACCUCCAGCCCUCAUUUGAAUCCUCUAUCCGCCUCCGCCAGCCCAUGGCAGCCCUCCUUCAAAAUAUCUCUGCCACGGCGAGAAAAGUUAUCGUCAUCCAUGAUUUCAUGAUGGCUUAUGUGGUUCAAGAUAUUGCUAAUUUUCCAAAUGCGAAAUCCUAUACUUUUACCCCAACUUGUUCCUUCUCUUCUUUCUUCGACGGGUGGCAAAUGAUGGGAAAACCCUUACUGGAAAAACCACCACCAAAAGGGCUACCAUCUAUAGAAGGAUGCUACCCUACUGAACUCCUGAAUCUCGUAGCCCGUCAAAUUGAUUUCCUGAAGUUUACAACCGGACAUAUUUAUAACUCGUGCAAAUCAAUUGAAGGUACAUACAUUGAUUUAAUAGCAAAGGACGAGUUCAAUAAAUUGGUAUGGUCAAUUGGACCAUUGAAUCUGGGGGGAGACUAUGGUAGAAGUAACUCGAAUACCCCAAAAAACAAAUGUUUGGAGUGGCUUGACAAGCAAGCCCCAAAAUCCGUUUUGUAUGUUUCGUUUGGAACGACGGUCACAAUGACCGGUGAAGAGAUCAAAGAGCUUGCAAUGGGGCUAGAACAGAGCAAGCAAAAGUUCUUAUGGGUUUUCAGAGAUGCUGAUAAAGGAGACAUUUUUACCGGAGAGGUGACGAAAGAGAAACUGCCAGAAGGGUUUGAAGAGCGAGUGAAGGAAGUGGGAAGGUUGGUACGGGAUUGGGCACCUCAAGUAGAGAUUUUGGGGCACCCAUCCACAGGUGGAUUCAUGAGUCACUGUGGCUGGAAUUCAUGCUUGGAGAGUAUAACUAUGGGAGUGCCCAUAGCUACUUGGCCCAUGCACUCUGACCAACCCAAGAAUGCUUUCCUGGUUACAGACAUAUUGAAGGUUGGUCUGCCGGUAAACACAUGGGAACAGAGAGAGGAAACAGUGACUUCAUCAACCAUAGCAAAAGUUGUCCAGAAUCUGAUCGCAUCGAAAGAAGGGGAGGAGAUAAGGAAGAGAGCCGAGGAGCUGGGUGCUUCCACCAGGCAGGCAGUGGAAGAAGGUGGUGUUUCACGAAUGGAGCUGGAUUCAUUCAUUGCUCACAUUACUAGGUACUAGGUGGGUUCAUAGAAUUGCCGCAACACAAACUUCAUAACUCUUCUACUCCAUCUCCUACUACUAAUAAAUCCCAAUCCACCAUGUUAGCCCAGCAAUCUACACCGUUGGACGAGUCAUCGAGAAUUAGUGUGAGUCUGCGAGACAAUUCUUCGAGCACAAUCAAAUUUCUGUUGUAAUUUUACCUGCAACAAUGUAACAAUUAGUUGUUAAGAACCACCACAAACUUAUCAGAAUCGUAGCUCGCUCUCCUCAAUGAGAAGUCUGAACCAAGUGUCACUUAUGAUUUUUGGAGGGCUCUAAACCAGCCGAGCCAGGCCAAGCUUUCAAACGUUUAAAAAUACAGAGACAAAAAUCUAUACAUAAUACUAAACAAGAACUAUAAGUAAACAAUCCCUCAUUGAACUUACUACGGUUGUCUCAGCAUGGCACAAGGCACCAAAGACCAAUUGGCAUAAAUAAUAUAGAGAGAAAAAUCUCGAAGACUAAUGAGUAUACAAAUUAACUUAGUAUCUAUUUCAUAAGAACACGUCAGUUUUGUCACUUGCGCAGGAUAUGUUCCACUUGUACUUGGGAAGAAACAAUAUGCCAAAAACAACAAACGCAGUAGAAAGAGGGAAAGAGAUGGGCAAACAAAUCAUUUCUGCCCAUCUCAUCUCAUCAUAGAUCAUUACCGUCUAUGAUGUGAUCGGCAGACAAAUCAAUUAUUACCGUCUGUUGUUAAGCAUAGAUUACAUCUGCUCAUCACAUCAUAUUACAAACUUUUUCUCUCAUGUUAAAACGAAUCAACAUAUUUUCGAUAAGAUCUGAACUUCGAAUCUAACUGCACAUACGUAUAACUACACAACCAUUGAAUUAACUGCUCGAAUUUUAUAUCAGAAACUCGUGGUUUAUACCAAAAAAGGCCUUUACAAAAUAAGCCAACUAUAAUACUACUAAACAAGAACUGUCAAGUCAACAAUCUCUUAUUGGGUUGUCUCAACAUGGCACAAGACACCAAGACCAA
Molecule: messenger RNA, 2428 nt
Organism: Rhododendron vialii
Lineage: Eukaryota; Viridiplantae; Streptophyta; Magnoliopsida; Ericales; Ericaceae
Product: zeatin O-xylosyltransferase-like
Exons: 1
Coding region: 1-1425 (474 amino acids)
Molecular function (GO): UDP-glycosyltransferase activity
Source: RefSeq, a predicted model, not a curated record